Messenger RNA from Lytechinus pictus (painted urchin), 1305 nucleotides. RefSeq lists its product as uncharacterized. The transcript has a single exon. NCBI's taxonomy places the organism in Eukaryota, Metazoa, Echinodermata, Echinoidea, Temnopleuroida, Toxopneustidae. The coding region runs from base 1 to 1305 and encodes 434 amino acids. The record is from RefSeq and is a predicted model, not a curated record.
AUGUUUGCCGGCAAUUUCUACGAACAGCAAGAAGGAGCAGCCAUGGGCAGCCCUGUUUCCGCAGUAAUCGCUAACUUGUUCAUGGAAGCUUUUGAGGAACGCGCGCUGAGUAUUUGCCCGCCCGACUGCGCCCCUAGAGUUUGGAAGCGAUACGUAGAUGACACGUUUAUUAUCACGCAUAGAUCCGCCGCCGAUGACCUUUUGAGCCACAUGAAUUCGCAGCAGCCAUCCAUCCGUUUCACUAUGGAGAUGGAGUGCAACGAGCGCAUUGCCUUUCUAGACACUAUGGUGCACCGGGACACCAGCGGCCGAUUGUACACCACCGUAUACAGGAAGCCCACGCACACCGAUCAGUACAUUGCUUAUGAUUCGCAUCACCCGAAGUCCGUUAAGCGCGGUGUAGUGAAGUGUCUUUAUGACAGAGCUUCACGCAUCGUUACUAAGCCCCAUUGCACAGCUACAGAGAAGCAACACAUCACCUCGGCUCUUAUUUCUAACGGUUACCCGCGCUCCUUCGUUAACCGCGUUGCUAAGAAGAAGAGCGCUCCGUCUGAACAGCCUGCGCAAUUUAAAUCCGCUAUAGUAAUCCCAUUUGUUGAUGGUAUCGCGCAUCUUCUCCGCCGGCGCUUGGAGAAGCAUGGCAUCCGAGUUAUAUUCAAGUCCGACAGCAUCCGCAGCCAGCUGGUCCGUCCGAAAGACCGCCCGAUCCCCGACAGAUGCGAUGGGGUUGUUUAUAAGAUCCCAUGCUCGACUUGCGACAAAGUCUACAUCGGUGAGACUGGUAGACCUGUGGGGGAACGCAUGAAGGAACAUCGCCGUGAUGUUCGGCUUAGGCGCACUGAUAGCUCUGCUGUUGCAGAACAUGCUUGGGACUCCGAUCAUCCACCUAACUGGGAUGAGGUCAGCUGCGUUGCUCAUGAUAAGCAUUGGUAUACGCGGCGCGUUAAGGAAGCGAUUCAGAUCCGUUUGCACCCGAGCAAUAUCAAUAGGGACAGCGGCAUUGAGAUCCCUGAUGCAUGGUUACCGGCCAUCCGACGGCAUACUGCAUCCACCGUUCAGAGCGCACGGCGCCCGCACCAGCAGGUGCCUGACACCAGCGCAGAUGCUGAUUGGCCGGCCGCAUCGGCCAAUCACAGCGCACGGUGCACGCUCCAACGGGCACCAAGCACCAGCGCGGACCCUGAUUGGCCAGCGGCUUCGGCCAAUCACAGCGCGGCUCACGCCCGAGUGGAGCCAGACAAUAGCUCCCGACGCUAUAUAACCCGUGCGCAGCAGCGUCUUUGCUCAUUGCCUGACGAAGUCUAG